UUUUUUUUUUUUAAUUUUUUUACCUCUUUUUUUUUCUUCUCCGUUUCAACCUUCUUCUUUUCAUCUCUCUCUUCUCGUUCUUUUAUCCUUUUUUCUUUGCUCACCUCUUUCCACUCUUUUUACGUAUUCCCAAUGAAGCCGGUCGUAUUCCUCUCAUUUUGUGUCUUCUUCAUUGUCGCCUUGUUUUCUUUCGCCAAUGCCGAACAAGAACUCGAAGAACGUGGCCUUGCCACUUUAAUGAUGUUUAACAACGGCACCAGUCCCUUUGAAAAGCGUGGUGGACGUGGUACUUGGUAUACUGGCGAAGAUUUGAAGAAUGCUGCUUGCUAUGAUCGCAAUGGUCUUCCUCCGUACUCCGCCUCUAUCCACAGCAUGAUUGGCGCCAUGGCUAUGAAAAAGUUCGAGAACUGCUACAAGUGCAUGAAGAUUACCAACAAUAAGCACAAGAACCUGUCCGUUGUCGUGAAGAUCGUUGACAAAUGCGCUGGUUGCAAAGUUGGCAAGGCUAUUGAUUUGACGCCUGCAGCCUUCAAGAAGAUUGCUCCCCGCGGUGAUCUUGAUAUCGGUGUUCUCGACAUCAGCUGGAAAGUUGUCAAGUGCUCCAACUCGAAGUACUAUCCUAGCAAGCCCAAGGCUUAGACAAAAAAAAAGAAGAUUCUUGAUUCUUUUCUCUAUUCUCGUGUUGCUUUAUGUUAUUUGCUCCCUGUCGCUUGUCACUUUCCACAAUCUAUAAACUCAAUUAACCUGUAUUUCAUCUUAAAACAAAAUGACUUUAUAGAAUCACUUGUGGAUAAAAAAAAAAAAAAACCAGAAUGAAAUGAUUAGACCAAAUAGACAUAGUCAAUCAGCCACACUGGCAUCCAAUCUUUUCUAUUCUUUCAUUGUAUAUGCAUUUUUUAUCGCUUUUACAACCAGGCUGUCACAAUACAGUUAAACUCACACUUUAAAUCUUAUGUUGCUACAAUGGAUCAUGGUUAUCCAAAAGAAGAUCUCAGCGAAGCCGUGCCCCUAUAGCCGACUAAUGUUUGACUCGAAAUAUAACAUACUCCAGUUUGGUG
Radiomyces spectabilis is the source of this 1058-nucleotide messenger RNA. RefSeq names its product RlpA-like double-psi beta-barrel-protein domain-containing protein-containing protein. The transcript has 4 exons. The record is from RefSeq and is a predicted model, not a curated record. Gene Ontology annotation, biological process: defense response to fungus; defense response to bacterium. Bases 133 to 639 code for a protein of 168 amino acids. NCBI's taxonomy places the organism in Eukaryota, Fungi, Mucoromycota, Mucoromycetes, Mucorales, Radiomycetaceae.